AUGAUUCUUAGCGCACAACCCAAAGCAAAGCCCAGGGGGCACGCUACAGUUCAACCACUCCCAUACCCCCAGGGCAAACAGCAAACACCCAACAACUGCUCCUCCGCUGACAAGCAGCAGCUCUGCACAUCCCAGAGGCCCAGCAGCAACAACAAGGACAAGAAUUGGACGAGUUCAGGAGCAGAAAGGACUCGAAGCAUAAGUCGAGAGUGCUCUCCCUCAAGGACUCGAAGCAGGAGUCGAGAGUGCUCUCCCUCAAGGACUCGAAGCAGGAGUCGAGAGUGCUCUCCCUCCCUCGCUGACUCAAAGCAGGAGUCGAGAGUGCUCUCCCUCAAGGACUCAAAGCAGGAGUCGAGAGUGCUCUCCCUCAAGGACUCGAAGCAGGAGUCGAGAGUGCUCUCCCUCAAGGACUCGAAGCAGGAGUCGAGAGUGCUCUCCCUCAAGGACUCGAAGCAGGAGUCAAGAGUGCUCUCCCUCAAGGACUCGAAGCAGGAGUCGAGAGUGCUCUCCCUCAAGGACUCGAAGCAGGAGUCGAGAGUGCUCUCCCUCAAGGACUCAAAGCAGGAGUCGAGAGUGCUCUCCCUCAAGGACUCAAAGAGUCGAGAGUGCUCUCCCUCAAGGACUCGAAGCAGGAGUCGAGAGUGCUCUCCCUCAAGGACUCGAAGCAGGAGUCGAGAGUGCUCUCCCUCAAGGACUCGAAGCAGGAGUCGAGAGUGCUCUCCCUCAAGGGACUCGAAGCAGGAGUCGAGAGUGCUCUCCCUCAAGGACCCGAAGCAGGAGUCGAGAGUGCUCUCCCUCAAGGACUCGAAGCAGGAGUCGAGAGUGCUCUCCCUCAAGGACUCGAAGCAGGAGUCGAGAGUGCUCUCCCUCAAGGACUCGAAGCAGGAGUCGAGAGUGCUCUCCCUCAAGGACUCGAAGCAGGAGUCGAGAGUGCUCUCCCUCAAGGACUCGAAGCAGGAGUCGAGAGACUCAAAGCAGGAGUCGAGAGUGCUCUCCCUCAAGGACUCGAAGCAGGAGUCGAGAGUGCUCUCCCUCAAGGACUCGAAACUGCUCUCCCUCAAGGACUCGAAGCAGGAGUCGAGACUGUUCUCCCUCAAGGACUCAAAGCAGGAGUCGAGAGUGCUCUCCCUCAAGGACUCGAAGCAGGAGUCGAGAGUGCUCUCCCUCAAGGACUCGAAACUGCUCUCCCUCAAGGACUCGAAGCAGGAGUCGAGACUGUUCUCCCUCAAGGACUCAAAGCAGGAGUCGAGAGUGCUCUCCCUCAAGGACUCGAAGCAGGAGUCGAGAGUGCUCUCCCUCAAGGACUCGAAGCAGGAGUCGAGACUGUUCUCCCUCAAGGACUCAAAGCAGGAGUCGAGAGUGCUCUCCCUCAAGGACUCGAAGCAGGAGUCGAGAGUGCUCUCCCUCAAGGACUCGAAGCAGGAGUCAAGACUGCUCUCCCUCAAGGACUCGAAGCAGGAGUCGAGACUGUUCUCCCUCAAGGACUCGAAGCAGGAGUCGAGACUGCUCUCCCUCAAGGACUCGAAGCAGGAGUCGAGACUGUUCUCCCUCAAGGACUCGAAGCAGGAGUCGAGAGUGCUCUCCUUCCCUCGAUGA
Polyodon spathula (Mississippi paddlefish) is the source of this 1596-nucleotide messenger RNA. RefSeq names its product serine/arginine-rich splicing factor 4-like. The transcript has 5 exons. NCBI's taxonomy places the organism in Eukaryota, Metazoa, Chordata, Actinopteri, Acipenseriformes, Polyodontidae. Bases 1 to 1596 code for a protein of 531 amino acids. The record is from RefSeq and is a predicted model, not a curated record.